Closterium sp. Naga37s-1 is the source of this 2093-nucleotide messenger RNA. Lineage: Eukaryota; Viridiplantae; Streptophyta; Zygnematophyceae; Desmidiales; Closteriaceae. The record is from the annotation of a GenBank genome assembly.
AGGGUCGGCCUCACCUCAUGCCAGCAUCAGAGGGUCGGCCUCACCUCAUGCCAGCAUCAGAGGGUCGUCCUCACCUCAUGCCAGCAUCAGAGGGUCGGCCUCACCUCAUGCCAGCAUCAGAGGGUCGGCCUCACCUCAUGCCAGCAUCAGAGGGUCGGCCUCACCUCAUGCCAGCAUCAGAGGGUCGUCCUCACCUCAUGCCAGCAUCAGAGGGUCGUCCUCACCUCAUGCCAGCAUCAGAGGGUCGUCCUCACCUCAUGCCAGCAUCAGAGGGUCGUCCUCACCUCAUGCCAGCAUCAGAGGGUCGUCCUCACCUCAUGCCAGCAUCAGAGGGUCGUCCUCACCUCAUGCCAGCAUCAGAGGGUCGUCCUCACCUCAUGCCAGCAUCAGAGGGUCGUCCUCACCUCAUGCCAGCAUCAGAGGGUCGUCCUCACCUCAUGCCAGCAUCAGAGGGUCGUCCUCACCUCAUGCCAGCAUCAGGAGGGUCGUCCUCACCUCAUGCCAUGAGUGGCAGUGUGUGCGACGACUGCCCGGUGCAUGUCAUUGUGGACCCCUUGCAUCUCAGCAAUGCGCUCAAGGAGAUCACAGAAGCACACACCCCGUCAGCUCUCCACGGGGCGUGCAGGCGGCUCAGCCCUAGAUGGCGCUGCCUGCUUGAGGGGGUUAAGGGAACGCUAGCAGUAGGAGCAGCAGGCUGUGAGGCAGUGAAGGGGGUUAAGGGAGCGCAAGCAGUAGGAGAAGCAGGCGGUGAGGCAGUGAAGGGGGCGGGUGGGACAGCAGUAGGAGAAACAGGCGGUGAGGCAGUGAAGGGGGCGGGGGCGAAAGCAGUAGGAACAGCAGGUGCUCACGGUGCCAAGACUCAGGCGCUGGCCUUCCAGCUCCUCUUUACGCUGCAAGUGGCAGUGAAGGGCCUUCUUACUUCUCGCUCCUGCUCCCUCUCUUGUUCCUUGUCUCUCAUGCUUUCCCUCACACAUUCCCCCACACUCUCACACUCUUUUCUCACACGUUCCAUCUCUUCCCACCCUGCUCGUCCAUCUCACCCAUCUCUCACAAGCGUAGGUGCAGCUGGUGCUGGUGCUUCUGCUGCUGGUGGUGCGGCGGAUGAGGCGGUGACGCGGGCGUGGGUGGGCGGGCUGCGAGUGCUGGUGGUGGACGACACGCCCGUCAACCUCCUCGUGGCCCGCCGCUCCCUCGCCCGCUGGGGUGCCCGAGUCACCACUGCUUCCCAUGGCCAGCAGGCCGUUGACCUCAUCGCUGCUGGCUUGCAGGAGAGCUCCCUCGCCCGCUGGGGCGCCCGGGUCACCACUGCCGCCCACGGGGAGGAGGCGAUUGAGUUGAUCACUGCUGACCUCAUCUCCACCGCUGCCCACAAGGAGGAGGAGAGAGGGGAGGAAACACUUGGGGAGGAGGGGAGAGGGCUGCAGGAGGCGAGAGGGCAGCAGGAGGCGAGGAGGCAGGAGGAGGCGAGAGGGGAGGAGGAGGCAAAAGGGCAGGAGGAGACGGGUGCAUCAUUGCAGCAUGGCUUCGACUUGGUUCUCAUGGACCUGCAGAUGCCGGGCAUGGACGGCUUCGCAGCAGCAGCAGCCAUACGAUCCCUUGAAAGGAGGGUCAAGUAUGAAGCCAUUUCACGGGCACAGCAAUUGCAGCAGCCGAGGCAUCAUCAAACCCCUUCUGCUCUGCCCGUCCCUCUCCUAGAAGCUUCAAAUCCUGCUGCUGCCACUGUUGGCUGGCCCAUGACUCUGCGGGUGCCCAUAGUGCCAUCUGCAACUGCUCCUGCUGCUGCUGCUGCUGCUGCUGCUGCUGCUGCUGCUGCUGCUGCUGCUGCUGCUGCUGCUGCUGCUGCUGCUGCUGCUGCUGGGUGGCCCGUGUCUCUGCGGGUGCCCAUAGUGGCUCUGACGGCAGACGUGGAUCGCGGAGUGGUGCAGAGGUGUGCAGAGGGGGGGUUUGACGCUGUGCUGCAGAAGCCAGUGGAUGCCCACCUGCUAGCCGCCCACCUCUCCCACAUGCACACCCAGAGGUCCUUCCCGCGGGCCGUGUCACACCCCACUGUCAGUCGAACCAUAAACAGGCACGACAGGUGCAGCAGUCAAUAA